This is a messenger RNA of Podospora bellae-mahoneyi, 1038 nucleotides long. RefSeq lists its product as uncharacterized. The record is from RefSeq and is a predicted model, not a curated record. Gene Ontology annotation, molecular function: serine-type carboxypeptidase activity. Bases 1 to 1038 code for a protein of 345 amino acids. The transcript is spliced from 4 exons. NCBI's taxonomy places the organism in Eukaryota, Fungi, Ascomycota, Sordariomycetes, Sordariales, Podosporaceae. Gene Ontology annotation, biological process: proteolysis.
AUGCAGGGCUACAAGGUGUACAUUUCUGGAGAGUCCUAUGCCGGAAUGUACUGCCCUUACAUUGCCAACGCCAUGCUCAACACAAACGACACCACCUACCACCAACUAUCCGCCAUGUACCUGGGGGACGCUGUCAUCGGCGACAACACCCAACUUUACCAAAGCAUCCCCAUGCUCCGCUUCGUUGAAUACCACAGCCCUCUUUUCCCCUUCAACAACACCUUCCUCGACAAGAUCAGGACUACUGACGCCGAGUGCGGCUACUCCUCCCUCCUCGACAACCACCUCGUCUACCCUCCUAUUUCCCACCUGCCCUCCACCCUCCCAGAAGUAUCGGAAAACGGCACCGUUACAGAGGAAUGCACCUCUCUCUGGUGGUGGAUCCUAGAAGCCGCCCUCCGCCUCAACCCCUGCUUCGACAUGUACCACAUCACCGCCUCCUGCCCCCGUGUGUCUGAUGUUCUCGGGUUUCUGGCAGGGAUCCAUUACAUCCCCGAGGGGGAGAAGAGAUACCUUGACCGCGGCGACGUAAAAGCCGCCAUCCACGCACCAAGGAAUGUCACUUGGGAGGACGGCUCCGGACCGUCCAUCAUCCACGCUUUGCCGAGUGUUAUCGACAAGACCCAAAACGUCAUCAUCGUCCACGGGCAGCUGGACAUGGUCCUGCCAUCAAACGGCUCCCUUCUCGCGAUCCAGAACAUGACGACAGGCCCCUCGGAGCCGUUUUAUGUCCCUGAUACAAAUGUCGUGGGGGAGAACAAGGUGGCUAUUGGUGGUGAGGGCGUGCUGGGGAGCAUGGUGUCGGAGAGGGAGCUGACGUGGGUGGGGGUGAACCUGGCGGGCCAUAUGCUGGUCGAGGCGCAGCCUGGUGCUUCGUAUCGGCAGCUGGAGUACUUGCUCGGGAGGGUUGACUGCAUGAAUUGCACGACAUCUUUUACGGUUGGGCAUCUGUAUUACUCUGAUCAGGCACCGAAUGAGAUGGGCGAGGGGACGGCGCCUCAGAGUUGGAGUGAUCACAAGCCGGAGGAGCGCUUGUAG